CUUUCUCUCUCUUUCACUCUCUUUUUGUAAAAAAUGUCUUUUAACGACUUGGAGCAAGGGUAUGGAGUUUCAACCUCCCAAAGAAAUAGACCACAACAACAAGAUGGCGGAGAAAGUGACUAUAAAAACUUGUCGCAAAGAGUGGCUCAACAAGUCUUCCAUAUCAAUGGUAAUAUCAACAGCAUAGAAAGGCUCGUUGGAUUUUUGGGAACAGCAAGAGAUACGACUGACAUUCGAAACAAGCUACAUGACGUAACAGAAGGCACAAGAGAACUGAUUAAAGAUACUACAGCUGAUAUUAAAGGAUUAUCCCAAUAUCCAACCACCGAUCCGAAAAAGACACGUCAAAGAAAACUUGAACAGCAAAAGUUAUCUAAAGAUUUCCAAAAGGUUUUGGCUGAAUUUCAAAAUAUUCAAAGAAUCUCUGUAUCCAAGCAACGAGAAUAUGUUGACAAGAAAAAGGCGACCACGGCUGCUCUUCAAUCCCAAGCUGAUGAGGGCGAGGAUGAGGUACAGCAAGAGCAACAACAACUACUGCAAGCAGAUACUGCUCAAAGACGGGUCCAGAUCGAGGCCUUGGAUAACGAGAUUGAAUACAACGAAACAUUGAUUUCGGAACGUGAGGGAGAGAUUCAAGGCAUCGAACAAGGUAUUACCGAACUCAACGAAAUCUUUCGUGAUCUCGGUAUGCUCGUCAAUGAACAAGAAAGUGGCAUCCAAAGUAUUUACGGUAAUGUUCUCAAUAUUUCACAAAACACAAAGCAAGCUGCGGACGAGUUAACAACGGCCAAUCGUCACCAAAAGAAAGCAAGAAAAAACAUGUGUUGUUUAUUAUUAAUCAUCACGAUUGUUGGUUGUGUACUUGCUUUGAUCAUUGUAGUUGCUAAAUAAACAUACCCUUACACUAUCCGUUUCAUCACCCCAUCACAGCACUUGUCGGGGGCUAUUCCCGAAAAUGUUUCGUUAAGGUUUAUUGUAAGAGUAAACAGCAAAAAAGCCACACAUACACACUGCAUGAAUAUGGAACAAUAAAGGAUCAUCCCCCCCCCUCCUCUUUUCCGGAGAGGAAAUACUUUAAUAGAGUAGCUAUUGACAUUUACAUGACAUGUCUUUUGAAUUGGUGCCCAGGAAUUUUUUUGAUUGGUUGAGUGGUAUCCGGUAAAUAAUGAGAAAUCAUUUUUGAUUCAAAAUAAACUAGUUGUAGCCUAGAGUUUCAUUAUAAGCUAUAGGCAUUUCGGGCAAAAUACAACCAGACAAAAUGAUGUAGAGCAUACACUGUUUUUUGAAAGAAUAGUGGACCUAUGUGAGUAGGUAGUCCAUCUCUACAUAAGCGAUAUCUAUAAGCC
Mucor mucedo is the source of this 1346-nucleotide messenger RNA. Its product is annotated as t-SNARE. Gene Ontology annotation, biological process: Golgi to vacuole transport; intracellular protein transport; vesicle fusion. Gene Ontology annotation, cellular component: membrane; endomembrane system; SNARE complex. The coding region runs from base 34 to 891 and encodes 285 amino acids. The transcript is spliced from 6 exons. The record is from RefSeq and is a predicted model, not a curated record. NCBI's taxonomy places the organism in Eukaryota, Fungi, Mucoromycota, Mucoromycetes, Mucorales, Mucoraceae. Gene Ontology annotation, molecular function: SNAP receptor activity; SNARE binding.